UUUUAUGUGACUUGGUUUCUUAUCUUUUCGAUGUUCAUCAAAGGCGGCAAGUGAGGAAAGUUUGGGUAACUGACAUUUAUUCCUUGUUAAAUCUUGUUUGUCUCAUUGUGACAGUAUUCAUGACCUACUUUGUUUCAACAUGUCAUUUCUAACUCUUCUUUAUCGCAUUGCUUUUGUGACAAGUAUUCACAGGCUUUCAAGGUCUCUGAGUCUUCUGCCAAUUGUGUUAAUGCAAGUUCUUCGAGACUUUUUGAACGAAAUCGCGAAGAAAAUGCGUUACAAGGGUCUAACUGGCUUCUUCAAGGGCUUAAACACCACUAUCAUGCAGUUUGGUUUCAGUAGCGAUGAUCUUUAUGAUCAAGGAGUUUGUGAAAGCAGUUUUCGCAAUGGUUACGAAGCAGGUGAAGAUUUCCGAAGUGGCACUGUUGAAACUUCCCCACAUGUUAUUCUAUAGUUUCGUUCUCCUUUUUUGAGAGCGCUAUAUUGCACUCCUGUGGAGGUGAUAAAACAUGAAUUUCAUUCCACUAAUCAGCUGAUGCAUUUAUUAAGGAUAAUCUUGACGUAGUCCAGAUUAAUGCAACAUAAUCAUUGGUUUCCCACAUACAUUGAGAUCGAUAUACCAUAGCUUGAACAAUAACAUAUUUGGCUCUUUCUUUUGCCAAUAUUUCAGUUCUGUUUUGUUUAUUAAGGCUAAAAUUGAGAAAGAGGGGAUAUUAUUCCAAUUUAAA
Molecule: messenger RNA, 728 nt
Organism: Physcomitrium patens
Lineage: Eukaryota; Viridiplantae; Streptophyta; Bryopsida; Funariales; Funariaceae
Source: RefSeq, a predicted model, not a curated record